This is a messenger RNA of Ciona intestinalis (vase tunicate), 3595 nucleotides long. NCBI's taxonomy places the organism in Eukaryota, Metazoa, Chordata, Ascidiacea, Phlebobranchia, Cionidae. The record is from RefSeq and is a predicted model, not a curated record.
GAGGACAUAAUGAAACUGAUUUAAAAGAAGGCAAGCUAUCACAGUUUGAACGAUUUUGUAAUUACGGUUGAUGUAAUGGUUUGUUUGCACGGUACAACUUGCAUGACGCUUGGAGAAUGCUGUGUUUGGUCGUGACUUCGUUUGGACUCAUACGGUUAUAACAUCAAGAUGUUUUGCAAUUUUGUGGUCAUUGGACUGAUGAUCUUACUCCAAGACCAUUGUGCGACCAGCGAAGGCAUUGUGCAGGAUCUCGGGGGGUCAUCAUGGACGGCAAGUGGGACCACACCACCAUCAAAUGUUAUUGUAAAGUUGGACCAUGCUACAGUGCCUGGGUGUGUACAUACAGAUUGGUUUAAAGGCAAAAGCCACACUGAUAACCCAUAUUAUGGUUUCAAUGACGACAAGUUAAAAUGGAUAGCAGAGUCAAACUGGACUUAUUCAAGAACAUUUCAAGUAAAGGCUGAUGUUUUGAACCAGCGUGAACAUUGGCUUGUAAUGGAGGGCGUAGAUACAUUCGCAGAUGUUGUAUUGAAUGGCAAAGUUCUCGGCAGAACAAGCAAUAUGUUUCUCACAUAUCGGUUCAAUAUUACUGGUAUCUUGCAAAAGAACUUCAAUAUGUUGGUGGUUGGAUUUACAUCAGCAGUAACAACAUCUAAACAAUGUUACGCCAAACAACCCUACCCCAUACCACCAGUUUGCCCACCUGAUGUGCAACAUGGUUUCUGUCAUGUUAAUGUUAUUAGGAAAGAGCAAUGUUCAUUCAGCUGGGAUUGGGGUCCAGGGUUUGCAACUCAAGGAAUAUGGAAACCAAUCUACAUUUCCGCAUUUAACACUUCAGUAUUGACUGCUGCAUCUGCUGUUUACGACUGGGGAACAAGUAAACUUCUCUUUGAUCUGAAACUGCAAACGGGAAAAGUUUCACCAAAUAUAAAUCUCACUGGAAAUUUUACUGUGGAGAUUAAGGAGUUAAACAUCUGGAAAAAUUUUGUAAAUUUUCCAAUUCCUGUUGCACAAGAUAGUUCACCUACUGUCAGUAUUUUAAUUGACAUGAAGAAUGUUGGUUUCAAAAGGUGGUGGCCUAAUGGGUAUGGAUUGCAAACUCUGUAUAACAUCUCUGUUUACCAUAAUUCAUCUGGCCAUGAUAUGACUUACAAACACUUCAGAUUUGGCUUCCGAAAAGUAGAACUGGUUCAAGAAAAGAUUUCUAACGACAGUGGUUUAAGUUUUUAUUUCCGUAUUAACGAUAUGCCCGUGUUUGCAAAAGGAGCAAAUUGGAUUCCAGCAGAUGCAUUCAAAAACAGAAUAACUACUGAAAAGUUGGAAAACGUGCUCGGCUCCGCACGGGAUGCCCACAUGAAUAUGCUGAGAGUGUGGGGUGGUGGGGUGUAUGAAGAUGAUAGGCUGUAUGACAUAGCUGACCAAUAUGGAAUAAUGCUGUGGCAGGACUUCAUGUUUGCUUGUGCUAUGUACCCAGCUUCACGUGAAUUCCUAUCUAAUGUUACACAGGAAGUUCUUAACCAAGUCAAUAGGUUGAAACACCAUCCCUCCAUAGUUAUAUGGGCAGGUAACAAUGAAAAUGAAGCUGCAUUAUCAACCAACUGGUACAACACAUCAGAUAACUUUGAUAGGUACAAGAAGGAUUACGUGGCACUAUAUGCAGACACUAUUCAACCCAUUGUGAAUAAACUGGACCCGACCCGUCCUUUUCUAACUUCAAGUCCCACUAAUGGUAAAGAAAGCACAGAGGAAGGUUAUGUGGCAAAGGAUCCGUACAGUGUCCAUUAUGGAGAUGUUCAUUAUUACAAUUACAAUGAUGAUUGUUUGGAUUGGACAAAGUUUCCAAAAACCAGAUUCGCGUCUGAGUAUGGUUUUCAGUCCUGGCCUUCAUUUGAGGCAGUUCAACGAGUUUCUGAGCCCAAUGACUGGACCAUAACAUCUGAUUGGUCAGAACACAGAAAUCACCAUGGCGAUGGUAACAAACAAAUGCUGAGUCAGAUUAUGAUGCAUUUUCAGAUUCCUGACUCAGCAAAUACCACUCUGGAUUUUAUCAACACGAUAUACUUAACUCAGAUUAUGCAAGGUCUAUGUUACAAGGCACAGACCGAAUUCUACAGAAGAAGUAGAAAUGAAUUGGUGAAUGGGACAGGGCAUACUAUGGGUGCAUUGUACUGGCAACUCAAUGAUAUUUGGGAGGCACCUACAUGGUCAUCAACAGAAUACGGAGGCAAAUGGAAAGCACUUCAUUAUUUUGCAAAGGAUUUUUUUGCCCCUGUUGCACUAAGUGCAUAUGAUGAUGAUACAGUUAUGGAGGUGUACGCCAUGUCUGAUGUUUCCAAUAACAUUUCUGACACUGUAGUGGUCACGAUUCGAACCUGGUCAACUUUUUCUUCUGUUGGCACGUUCUCACAGCAAGUUACAAUACCGGCUCAUACCGCGUUGAACCUGUUCCAGGAGAGUGUUGGAACACUUUUGCACUAUGGAAACUGCCCAUACAAAGAACUCUGCUACAUUUCUGUGAGUCUACUGAACUCUACAGAAGUACCAGUGACCCACUUUUUCCCCGUCCCAUUUAAGAACAUUGAUGGAUUAUCAAAGGCAAAUAUAAAGGUGCAAUCUGUUGUAAUGACAGCACAAGAUAUUUUCACUGUUAACCUAACAUCUGAUGUACCCGUUCUAUUUGUGUGGUUGGAAACACCUGGUAUUAAAGGACGCUUUUCUGAAAAUGUUAUAGUAAUGUACAAGUCUAGUUUUAACAUUACAUUUUAUGCCUGGGAAUCUGGAAUAACAGCAGAAAAACUGAAGUCUGUAAUUAUCAUCACUUCAUAUAAUGAUAUGCACCAAGUUGACAAAGUUCCUCUGAAAAAAAACAGUAAAGAUAUAGUAGUGGUGGUGUACGAGAAAUGGUCUUGGCUUGAUAAUGACACUGCUAAACUUACAUUUGGAGUGAUAGGCAUGUUCUUUAUUGUGCUGGCUGCUGUCCAAGUCACCUGUCUUGUUAUGCGUUUAAACACUCCGAAUAAACAUCGGCCUAUUAAGCGCCGAUCAAGCACCAACAACAACAACAAGAAAGAUUCUCUUGAUAAAACCAGUAAUUCAAGUACAAGUUCUUUUUCGUCAGCGGGGUCGGAGUCACUCCAAGUUGAUAAUGAAGCUAUGGCUUUUCUUAUUCAGUCAAAACGGGGGUACGGUCAUCAAGCCAAGAAAACGGAGAUUCGCUUUUAUGUUAUAUAGCAAAUUAGUUAACACCUUUUUGUUCACUGACCUAUUCUGUUAUGUGGUGAUUUUUGCAGUAAGUUUCAUUUGUCAUAACUUGAAUGCACUUUACAAGGUGUCAUGCUGCACUGUUGCAUUUUUUUGUAAUUUCUUGUACUUCAUUGCCAAUUUAUGCAUUAACUCCAGGUGAAAAGCAACAGUGUUACUCUAUUAGUAAUUUUUUUGUUCGAAAUCAAUUUUCUCUUGAUUGUGUAGUUAAAAUUAAGAUUGUAAUAAUUAUGUUUAAAAGCAUAAAUUGUCUCAGUUGUGUCGACUUUAGAUAACUUAAUGAAGUGCCAUUAACUCCUAGAAUAGUAUGUUAUACGAAUAAAUACGAUUAUAG